Molecule: messenger RNA, 780 nt
Organism: Momordica charantia (bitter melon)
Lineage: Eukaryota; Viridiplantae; Streptophyta; Magnoliopsida; Cucurbitales; Cucurbitaceae
Product: profilin-4
Cellular component (GO): cell cortex
Molecular function (GO): actin monomer binding
Source: RefSeq, a predicted model, not a curated record
AUUAUUUCCAUUUUACUCAGCAAAUCGAAAGAACGAACCGCGCUUCCUCCCUCACCAGAAGAAGAAAAAGGAAGAAGAAACUCAACAAUCCGCGAAGAACAGACGCGAACUGCGAUUCAAUUCCCAGAGAAAAAUGUCGUGGCAAACGUAUGUGGAUGACCAUUUGAUGUGCGACAUCGAUGGCCAAGGCCAGCACCUCACCGCCUCUGCCAUUGUCGGCCAUGAUGGCAGCGUCUGGGCUCAGAGCUCUUCAUUUCCUCAGUUCAAGCCUCAGGAGAUCACUGGUAUCAUGAAGGAUUUUGAUGAACCGGGUCAUCUUGCACCUACUGGAUUACACCUUGGAGGUACAAAGUACAUGGUAAUCCAAGGAGAGCCUGGAGCGGUCAUCCGUGGAAAAAAGGGGUCUGGAGGAAUUACCAUAAAGAAGACUGGUCAAGCUCUAGUUUUUGGAAUUUACGAAGAACCUGUUACUCCAGGACAGUGCAACAUGGUCGUUGAGAGGCUGGGGGAUUACCUCGUCGAUCAGGGUCUCUAGGCUUUUAAUCAAGUCCAUCAGGGUUCCCAGUAUCGAAUUUUGGCCUACAAUUAUUCUUUUUCAGAUUUUUUUUUUCUUUUCUUUUUUGUGUUUGUUUGGUUCCCAGUUUGCAUAUGCUUCAUUCUAGAGCCUCAAAAUUGGCAGAGAGAAGUUAUUGCAGACAAUAACCUUCUGAAAGAUAUAAACAGUUGUUUGAUGCUUGGCUUUUGAUUAAUUUUCAUAAAAUAUCUGAAUUUUUCUGAGUA